Messenger RNA from Pimephales promelas (fathead minnow), 2539 nucleotides. RefSeq names its product cytospin-A. The record is from RefSeq and is a predicted model, not a curated record. Gene Ontology annotation, molecular function: protein binding. NCBI's taxonomy places the organism in Eukaryota, Metazoa, Chordata, Actinopteri, Cypriniformes, Leuciscidae.
CUCUGCCCAUGAUCCGCUCCCGUUCGUGUCCGUGAAGAGGUGCGACUCUACCAGCGACAGCAUGUAAAACUUCCCCGUCAGUCCCGGUGAACACAAGACCUUCAAUAAGACUGAAAAGGCUGUUGGUAACAUGGGGAAUAACUCUGGAAAAGAACGACAUGGAUCUUCAGGUACUGGUGUGGACAUGUAUGAAACACCUCCCACCUCGCCAUACAGUCUUGUUUCUACUUUGUCACCUACAUCUCAGCUGGUGUCCAUUUCCAACUGCACAAGCACAGCCACCCCAGAAACGCCUCAAGAUGCUCUCAGUCCGCCACUCAUCUCCACCAAUCAGAAUGAUUCACUUUUGGACUGCAGGACGGGGUCUCCAAAAGAAGCUAAAGAAUGUGAGAUGACUGAAGUACCUAGUCUGCUAUCUCAUUCGUCGUGUGUGUGUGUGCAUGGAGACACAGAAGUGGACGCAAAACUCCUCCAGGAGUGUUUGAACACACUGCAGCUCAACAACACUGAAGAAUCUACACACAUUCUGAAUGAUCUGUUACAAUGUUUUCUGGUGGAGAGGGAGAAGAUGAAGGAGGAAUUGAGAAGUUGUAAGGAAAAGAUUCAGGCAGAACGUGAGGAGUGGCAGCAAUUCCAGUCUGACCUGAAGGUGGCGCUAGUGGUUUCAGACAGACUGAGGGCAGAAUCUGAGGAAGAGCUAUGUUCUUUAAGAGCAACAAUGCAGGACAUGGGCACACAGCUAGCCGAUGCCUUACAGGGUCGCGAGGAGUUCAAAAGUCAAUUAGAGAGCCUCAGAGUUGAACUGGAGCAGAGCAAACAGGAAUUGAAGCAGGUCACAGGCAGCCACCAGGGGGCGCCGGUACUGAGGGGCCUAGAGAGACGAGUGGAGGGUUACGAAAAGAGCACUGGACCCCAAGAGCAACUGUGGACAGAUGAGAUUAAAGGGAAAAGAGAAAUUCGCAUCUCUGGUACUGCAGAGAGGUCAAGGAGCCUGUGCAGACUGCCCUCCAAUUGCCCUGAUGUUGUUGUAAAUGGUACUUCCCAACCCUUCAUGGCUAUGACAACAGAAUCUAGCAAGACUCAAGCAGUAAGUUUAGAGAGUCAGAGCAACAUGACCAGCUCCAUUAAAGACAAGAAAGUGGAGAAUUCACAACUACAAACAUGCAACUCUUCAGGUUUAGAUGUGACAAAUAAGAUCAACAGGACAAGGACACAGGAGGAUUUCCCAUCAGGACUCAGGUCGCUGAGGCUUCAUGGAAGUUCUAGGCGGAACUCCCUGCUUCGCUGGAGUCAAGGCAGAACUCAGGGAUACAAGAAUAUAGAGAUCACUAAUUUCAGCAGUUGCUGGGUGGACGGUUUGGCCUUUUGUGCGAUUUACCACAGUUACCUCCCCUCUCACAUACCAUAUGUCAAACUCAGUCCAGAGAACAAGAAAGAGAACCUGACGCUAGCAUUCCAGACUGGAGAAGACUUUGGGAUCUCUGCAUCACUGACAGUGGAGGAGAUGCUGAAAGAUGAUGCACCGGACUGGCACAGAGUUCUGGAAUACGUAGAGCGCAUCUACCAACAUUUUGAGAUGUGAGACUCUGUCUAGAUACAUGUCCUGAUCACUUGCACAGUCAUCACAAAUGCUUUCAAAUUUUCAUUUUGGCCUUUGAAGUAGAUCUGAAAGUUCAUCUUUUGCUGCUGAAUUUGUAUUUGAGUUUGGCUGGUUAGCAUGGCCCGCUAACCCUGCCAUGUAUUCUGACUUAUUGCAAGCAACAGAACAAGUGAAUUGCUUGUUUCAUUACUGAAGGGCUCUUAAAAGUGUCAAAUGAACUUAAAGGUGGCAUGAGACAAAGGUUGCAAUAGUCUUUCUAUUGCAGUUAUUAUAAGUUAUUGAGCUAUUAUUAGAUUAUUAGUGCACAUGAAUUAAAAAUAAUGAAAUAAAUAAAUAAUUAUGUGCAUGGAUACGGCAUUAUACUGCAAUGUUCCAUAAAAAUACAAGAAUUGUCCAUUUUUCAUGGUGACUCUGUGCUUUCUUGUUGUGUCAUUAAUCAAUCAAUUGUUGUGCCAUUAAUCAAGCAUUUACUGCUCAGUUAAUUAGCUCAUAAUUGAUGUGCCUAGAACUGAGAACACAAAACAAACAGGUUGCAUACUUGUGGGGGUUCUGCAUUCAUCCCACUCAGAUGAACUGGAAUGCUAUUUGAUGUCCUAGUAGUAUUAUGGAGCUCCUGAGCAAAACUCCCAAAGAAGAGCGGCGUGUUUUGAGUUUGGUGAGGAGUGACCUGUUUUUAUUAUUGCUGCUUUCUGCCCUCUACUGGUUUUCAUGUGGAACUUUUUUUUUAUUCAGAUACAACACGACAUGAACUACGUUGUAAAUCACAAAUAACAGAAAUCAUUACUUCUGUAUGUGUGCCAUAUUUUAUUCUCUGUGAUAUUAAAAGUCUGGAUAAGGAACAAAGCUGAUUCAUUCAGCGCCUGUAAUAUCCUGUUCUGUUACGUUGCGUAGGAAGUAAGAUUUCAAAGACAAUUAUUAAUAAAUAACUAUUUUUAUUUA